CUACCUUAGAAUUCGUCGCCGUCGAGAGAAGAUAAUUAAACACACUCCGGAUAAAGAUCUGAAUGAUGAUGAUUUCCUUUGGGUCUCUGGGAACUUUGAGGACUUUCAGGCUCAAAUUCCUGGCCGACCUAUAAAUUGGAAAAUGGGAGAGCCUGGUAAUUUUACUUCGGUCUUCUGCUUUGUAAGUUAUCUCGGUUGUUUCGUUUAUUAGCCGAACUAACACUUCUCUUUUUUGCAGAUUUCGCCCAUCUCCAUUCCUUGUAUAGUUAUCCCAACCUCGGAGUUUUGCGAGCCGCAUUUCGGGUUAAAGAAAGAGAUUGGGCCAAGCUUCUAAAUUUCGAACCGACCUACCGUUACAGCGGUCGACGGAAAGCAAAGGUAACCGAUUUUCUUCUCGAGGAAGACCCAGAACCGGACCCAACUUUGCCCGAGAUAAGACUUGUUCCACUAACAGCUGAAGAAGAAAUGGCAAAGAAAAGCAGAGUUAGGGCCCUCCUGACCGCAACAACCAGGGCCGAAGUAACACCAACUACUGAGGUUCAGCCCGCCGUCGUAGCCCUUCCUUCACAACGGCCUUCUUCAUCUCGCCCUUCAAAACGCGCCCGACCUACGUCAGCCGAACAGCAACUUGUUGACGAAGUCGAAUCCGUCCCCCAAAGUCCUCAUCCUGCCUCCCAACCAGAGCAAACUGACCGAGCUCGUUCUCCGAAGUGGGCUCCGCCUCUGAUCUUCAAUGACCGGAACAUUAAAGCCACUGAUUCGGUUGUGGCUGAAAAAGACCACCAACUGGCCUUUAACCUGGCCAAAAGUGUGUGCCUCCCCAAGGACAUGGAGCACCACUUGAAGCAACUGAACACCGAAAUGAAAUCAAUUCGGUCUGCUUCCAAGUCCAUGAUCUUGGCCUUGCAAAAGAACAAUGUCACUUAUAGGAAAGUCCAAGAGCUCCGCAAAACCACAAGGCAGGCAAUGGCGGAAGCCGAAGCAAAGUCGGCCAAACUACUACAAGCCGAAAAGAGAAUGGCCGAGCUAGAAGCGGAGAACGGCCGUCUUGCCGAUCUAGUUAAUUCGGCGGAAGCGGAGAAGCAGAAAGCUGCCAUCAUUAUGAAGGACAAGUAUUUGCGGGAGUUGGUGAAGCUUGAGAGGAGGAAAGACGCCGAAAUAGGCGAAUUAAGAAAAAACAUGGUGGAAGCCGAAAAGGAGGGCUAUAAACAAGGUUACAAGAAGGCCGAAGACGCCUACGUCAAACAAUGUGACGCUGCAAAUAGGAUCACCGAACUAGCUUGCUCAUACCGAACUAGGUACUUCGGUCUGAAGCUCGGUCAAGAUCAACAGACCGAGGUCUUCAACCCUCCAGAUUAUUUUAUACCGAAGUCCCUGGCGGAGUACGCGGCUGCUCUGCAACAACAGUUUUUGGAAGGCUCUGACUCUGAUGAUGCCUCUGAUGAAGAUACUCCGGCCGAAAAUGUGGACCAGCCAGUUCGGUCGGUGCCCACUGCUGAAGACCUAACUGUUGAUCCUCCCAGUGGAACCGUAGCCGAAGUGGCUCACCCUAGUGUGAAUGAGCUCCCUCCGGAGACCGGUCUUCAAGUUGAUGCCGAUGCG
Camellia sinensis is the source of this 1602-nucleotide messenger RNA. RefSeq lists its product as uncharacterized. Lineage: Eukaryota; Viridiplantae; Streptophyta; Magnoliopsida; Ericales; Theaceae. The record is from RefSeq and is a predicted model, not a curated record.